GACAGCGGAUUACAACCUCCAGCGGCCGCGCGCACAUCUGCCUAGAUGUUUACGUAAUAUAUACGGUCUCUCUGUGAGCUUCGGGUCAAAGAGACGCCUUCCGUUUUGAUUUACGGAGCAUCUGCUUUUUUGUAGCAAUACAGCUAUGUAAAUAAGCGCAAGGUUUCCGCGCCGUCCCUUUAACCUGAAAACGAUCGGACUCUGUCACCUCAGUGCGCAGUAAGAUCGUUUUUCAUCGCUAGCGACUGCGUGGACGCCACUGGUCACUCCACUUGGCAUGUAAACGCGUCUUGCGCGUAUAGCGCGUCUCUGCGCACUCGACCUUUUUACGAUGUAUGGCGAGGAUGCGCUGGCGUUAACGGCACCGUUAUGGUCGCCUGGUCCCCUGAAGAUGCACUGGAUGUAGAAGUAUAGCCAUGAUUGCAUGUGUGAGAGAGGGUGCAUGAGUGUGUGAUAGAACAGAAUGGGGAAAGAACAGGAACUCUUGCAGGCGGUGAAGACGGAGGAUCUGAUUACUGUCCAGCGGCUCCUCCAGAGACCCAAACAGGGCAAAGCGAAGCUCUUGGGUGCUGCUAAAAAAGUGAAUGUGAAUUUUCAGGACACAGACGGGUUAUCUGCCCUGCAUCAUGCUGCUCUUAAUGGUAAUGUGGAGCUGAUUUCACUGUUACUCGAGUCGCAAGCUGUCGUUGACAUCAAAGACCAGAAAGGGAUGCGGCCCUUACAUUAUGCUGCUUGGCAGGGCAAGUGUGAGCCCAUGAAAAUGCUGCUCAAGGCGGGGUCAUCAGUCAACAGCCAAUCAGAUGAGGGACAGAUCCCUUUACAUCUCUCAUCACAACAUGGCCAUUAUGAAGGAAGCGAGAUGCUGCUCCAACAUCAGUCAAACCCCUGCCUCAGAGACCACGCUGGGAAAACCCCUCUAGACUUGGCCUGCGAAUUUGGACGAGUCACGGUGGUGCAGUUGCUCCUGAACAGUAACAUGUGUGCUGCUAUGUUAGAACCGAAGCCCUCCGAUCCCAAUGGCAUCAGCCCACUCCAUUUGGCUGCCAAGAAUGGACAUAUCGAGACCAUCAAGUAGGUGCUCACUGGACUUUAUUUUUCUGCACUUUAUUUCAACAUAUGCACUGAAGCUUUAACACUAACCAUUGAUAGUGGUAUCAGUGCCGGGGUGAGGAACACAUUUUGUCAGACAGCGCUGGAUAUUGUUAACCAGUUCACCACUACCCAAGCCAGCAAGGAAAUCAAACAGAUGCUGAGAGAUGCAUCAGCUGCCAUGCAAGUGAGGGCUCUGAAGGAUUACUGCAACAACUAUGACCUGACAAGCCUCAAUAUUAAAGCAGGCGACAUCAUCACGGUCUUGGAGCAGCAUUCUGAUGGACGAUGGAAGGGCUGUAUCCACGACAACCGUACAGGAAAUGACUGCGUGGGUUAUUUUCCGUCCAACAUGGUGGAAGUCAUCAAAAGGGCAGGUCCCUCGACCCAACAGUAUCUUAAGAUACAGAUCUGUCCGCCAGCAAUUGGUUCAGUUGUCAUGGUGAACGGUGACUCCUUCCACAUUUUUUCUCUGCCCCUCACUCCCCCACCCCCUCCUACCCAGCCCCUUACCCAUCAGCCCCUCUUCACCUCAUUUGGCUAUAAUAUGCCUACCUGCAGCACAUUUGGGUAUGAACCAGCUUCCUCCUGCUCAGAGGAGCCACAAAAAGAGACAGGCUCAAGGGGAUCUGUUUCCAGCCCUCAUGGUUCUCCAACCCUCAGUGGCCAACAGAGUGGCACUAAUGAGGAGAUUUGGGUACUGAGAAAACCUUUAGCUGUGGGCAGUGUAGGCAGUAUGGGCAGUAUGGGCAGCACAGGCAGUCUCACCAGUGGACGUUCAUCUACUAGCGGACAAAGCAGUAAUGCCAAUGCUCACCUCACCAACUCACCUGUGCCAGUGCCAACCACCCCCACACUCUCACCCGGAGUGAACACGCAUGGCCUCAAUGUCCCAGGACUGCAUGCUCAGGCCGAGGGUGUGAAGCUGUUGGCCACGGUGCUGUCCCAGUCAGCCAAAGCAAAAGAACAUCUUAUGGACCAAUCUCAGUCUUUAGAUCCUAAUUCAGCACCUUCUCAGCGCAGACAGAGCGCAUCUGCUGUCCCACGACAUCAAAAGAAGAAACCCUUUGUGGAUCCAUUGCUCCAGAGGAAAGAUGAAGCUUCAACUGAGAACAAGAACUCGGAGGCUGUUGUUGAAUGGCUCACUAGUGCACAGCUGCAGUUCUACACAACAAACUUUCUCACUGCUGGUUAUGACCUGCAGACCAUAAGUAGAAUGACACCAGAGGACCUCACUGCUAUUGGGGUGACAAAGCCAGGGCACAGGAAGAAAAUGCUUUCAGAGAUCAGCAAAAUAAACAUCCCAGAUUGGAUACCUCAAGAGAAAUCUUCAAAUCUGGCUGAAUGGCUGUCUGCAAUUGGUCUCAGUCAAUACUACCAGACUCUGGUUCAGAACGGCUACGACAAUAUGGACUUCAUUAGUGAUAUUACCCUGGAGGACCUAAAGGAGAUCGGCAUCACUAAACUAGGACACCAAAAGAAGUUGAUGUUAGCCGUCAAACAACUGAGUGAAUCUCCAGAAGCAUACAUUCCCACCAAGGAGAGCCAUUUAGAAGAAAGCACAGAUUCAAAACAAUCAUUAGAAACCAGCACAGAACCAGAUGAGAACUCUGUCCCCUCUGUUCGUAUACGUAAAAGAGCGGAGGGGCGUAGCUCUCCCCGGCACAGCACACAAGGGCGGGGCAUACAAAGAGCUAAUGCCCCCCCUCCUCUGAAGAAACCCAGUUCAAUUGAGAGUCCCACCCCAACACCUCCACAAACCCCUACCAAAGGCAGAAUUUCAUCUUCUGCUUCAAAUUCUUCUUCACACAUUCCUUCCUCCCCACUAAAAUCACAGAGCAGGGCCAGAGGGCCUUGCGACUCUCCCCGUUCACAUGCUCAUGCUCGUACUGUCCCGUUACUUUGCUUACCAUCUGAAGGAGAAACCAAAGAGGGCAAUGGUCUAACUCAGCCCCAGCCAAGACAUGGACAGUCUAUUGCUACUGAUGCUGGGCGUGACUUACCCAUGCCAGACUUCUCUGUGAAAUACGCCACACUAGGUGGACAUAGCGUUACUCCCAGCAGCUCUUCAAGAGCUGAAACCCUUGACAUCAACAGCGUCAAUCGCAGUCAGUCAUUUGCUACAGCUCGGCCGCGCAGACGGACUCGUCCUCCAACUCCUCCAAAACGUUCAUGCUCUUCCAUUUCCACUGGUAACCUGGCUGAUGAAACUGUGGCUGAUGAUGCAAAGUUUAGCGAAAAUAGGGCUAACAAUUUGUUACUCAAUGUGACAUAUAGGGAGCGCAGACGUAGCGACUGUGGCAUUGCCUCAGAAAAAACUUCAUCUGGGGGCAGUGUUAGAGACAUUGCAGCCAUGCUUGAAAUGUCCAAUCUCAGAAGCAGUGGUAAAGGAAGUGGUUAUCUGCAGGCAAGCCAUAACCUCCUGCGGCAGAACCGUGAAGUUCUGAAUUCCGACGCAGAUAGUCGCCGCCGCACAAUCAGUGAAUUUUUUUACUCUCAUAAGCAGCCUGAUGAAGAUGUACAAGAGGCAGAGAUGAGCCAAGCCAUGCAGGACCCCACACAUUUUAGACCAGCACCUUGUGAAACCCAACCAGUUAAACAGGCCCCUGAACCACGUCCACGUUCCGUGAUCACUCAUCUGGAAGGGGGAGUUUCCUCUCUGCCACAAGAGGAGUGGUCACGGAUGGAUGCCACAGCAACUUUGAGAAGACCGCGACCACCACAUCACUCAGAUGGUGAACAUUUUCAUCUGACCGAAACAAGUACUAUAAAGCGAAGGCCCAAAGCAUUGGCUCCACCACAGAUUAAUGGCACUGAUGGAGAUGUGCCAGAGAACUUUCGGAGAAGGCCUGUAUCAGAAGCUUGUGUUGGAGAUGGUGGUAGGGAGGAAGAACUGCAACAUGAUGUCUUUGGGUCUCUUCCCAGGCAAAUGAAACCCCCGGUUUCACCUAAACCAGCAAUGGUCCUUCGAAAAACUGAUCCCCCAACUCCUACAAGGAGGGUUCCCUUACCUGGACCAGAAGGUCAACAUAGCCCAGUGGAGGUUAAGAAAGUCCCUCCUCCAGUAUCUCCCAAGCCAAGUCCGCCUCCUACACUGCCAAAACCAGUGAAAAUCAAGCCAAUCCAUACCAUCGAAACUCCUGGCUCUCCUCAGACAUUUGUUCUCAGCCCAUCCAGUGCCUCCUUUAGCCCCGUUCCAACUGAGCGACUGGAGCAUCCACCACAGAUUCUGAGUCCAGCCACCCCAAAACCAAUGGAUGGGAGCAUGCUUUCCCCACGUGCAGCAACGUCUCCAGCUCAGAGCCCACAGACGCCUCAGACUCCCCAAACUCCACAAACACCUUCUACACCAGGUUCAGGCUCGGCUCCAGUGAAGCCCCCGAGGUCUUCCAUGGCUGGUCUCUCAGUCGACAUCCCAAGCCCUCUGGAAGUGGAACUGCCUGGAGUGGAUGUACAAAAGAAGCUGAGAGAAGUAGAGAAACAGAGAGAGGAAGAUGAAGUUAGUUUAAAGCAAGAAAGAGUAGAGGAAGUUGGAAUUGCUAGAAUGGAAAGGACAGGUCUGAUCCAGGUGGAUCCAACAUUUCUAGGUGAACAAGGCCUGAUUUCAGAGACAGGGGAGGGAGCAGGACCAGUGGUAAUGAGAAGGAGGAAGGUAGGUGUAGCCAGACAGACACAAGUAGAGGGUGAACCACAAGAUGGAUAUAGACGACAGACAGAGGUGGAAAGCCAAGGGUUAUUGAAGGUUGCUGAAACUGAGGGCUCUGCUUCAGGGGACAUGGUACAACUCAGACUGGAGGAGACCAGUGCAUCCCUGGCUGCUGCUCUGGAAGUAGUGGAGGAGAAGAUUAAGAAGGAUGACAGCUCCAUUGUGGACAACAAGAGUACAGUCAACAUUCUUGAUGAUAUUGGCAGCAUGUUUGAUGAUCUUGCGGACCAGUUGGAGGCCAUGCUAGAUUAAAAUAUGAGCUUGCUGAAGUUUCUCAGUGAAGACCACCGGGAUGCCAACUCAGCAGGAUUGGAAACUCAGUAGGGCAAAUUAAGCUCUUCCAUUCCAACAUGUUUAAAAGUCAAACUACAAUUGAGCAUCUCUGAGAAAAAGCCUAAGAUCUAAAUUUCGACUAACAUCAAGCCCCUUUCAUUCUCCACCAGCCUUUAGUGGCCAGAGUAGGUACUGCAAGUACAUAUUCUGGCCUGCAAAUGUGACUUGCUGUCAUGCUGCUUCCAGAGAUAAGCACAAUUUUAAGAGAGAUUAUGUGACAGGCUUUCUAAAUAUAUUUAAGCAGAGAAAUGCUAAUAUGUAUGUGUGUACUACAUGUGGGUUGAGAGUUGAAUAUCGAUUAAUAUUUCUUUUGAUGACAGUGCUAACAGUGAAGGUACAUCAUAUUCUCUUUUAUGAUGUUAGGAAGCUAUAUUGUUCUUUUCCACAUCUCUGCUAUGAGCUUGUCCACAUGUAAAGGGGAACUUUAAAUUUCACCUUGUGGUCUUCAGCUGGACAAGUUACUGAAAAACACUUGGUUUGGACUAAAUAAAUAUGAAGAGCACAGCCCCAUUUAUGACCCUGAAAAUAUUCAGACUUUUUUUUGGACUAAUUUGUCUUUGUGCCCUUGAAGUAUAAUGAAGAAAUGCUUUGGACUUAAAGAGGUAUAUUGUAAUCUUUAUGUAUGUUAUUAUUGUUGUUGCUGCUGUUGUUGUCAGUGUGUGUGAAUGUUUGAUUGUGUAGUGUAGUUCUUGCAUUGACAAAUCCCACCCUGCCCAAAGUGUAAUACAUAGUUAUAGACAGAAUACAGAAUACGAUGCUGGAAAGAAUAGUGUAUAUAUGACAUACAGGUUAUAGUUAUCAUUGAUAGUCUAGAGUAUGGAAUGCAUCAAUAUGGAAUGCUACAGACACCUGCUCAUUCCUAAUGUGCUCUAAUAAGUGUUUAUGUGUGUGUUUGUUUGUGUUUGUUUGUGUGUUAGGAUGGAAGGUCUGUUUGAGAGUGAGACGUGAAGUGUGUGUUUAUAGUUUUGGGAAAGAGACAGUAUGUUUUUCUUCUCUUACAAAAAGUGUACCAUGAUUUUGGACAUGGUGCCAUUGUAUUUUUGAAGUAUGUUGGAUGACCAUGUAAAUUCUAUAGUACAGGAUUAUGGAGAUCAUAAAGUCGCAUGGUACAGUACCAAGUACUGUUUCAUUACCAUUUGAUACCAUAGUACCACCACAGUACUUUUUUGUAAGGGCUGAGUGUGUGUUGAUCUCUUGAACAGUGCAAUUAUUCCUGUUUUGUCAUGCAAACUAAAAAAGACUUGCUAACAGGAGAAGAUGCAUAUUCUAUACAAGUGGCUAAAAUUAGAUAAUAUACAACUAUGUCAUCACAAGAUGUAUAAGAAUACAGAGCAAUAUUUUUUAUCCAUGCACCAUGUUAUUAAUUUAGCUUUAUAAGUGAUACUUAAAAACCAGCCAUCUGGGAUACAACAUCCGACAAUCAUGACAAUGUUGUCCAUGAUUAUGACCCUGCAAAGUCAAUGGAAUAGAUGUUGGAGUAUAAAAUAUUUUACAAUGUAAAGCUGUGUAAUAAUCAGUUGUUAUUUUGUGUAAACCUUCAGAUGGCUAAUGUGUUUGUCUGACCCUGGUGAAAAAAUCAUCAAAGACCUCUUCCAUGUAAAAAGCAUUGAGAAUAUGUGGAAUUAAUAUAAAUAAAUUGUUAUGAUUAUAAGC
Sinocyclocheilus grahami is the source of this 6781-nucleotide messenger RNA. Its product is annotated as caskin-2-like. Gene Ontology annotation, molecular function: protein binding. Lineage: Eukaryota; Metazoa; Chordata; Actinopteri; Cypriniformes; Cyprinidae. The transcript is spliced from 22 exons. The record is from RefSeq and is a predicted model, not a curated record.